This is a messenger RNA of Toxotes jaculatrix (banded archerfish), 2197 nucleotides long. RefSeq names its product suppressor of cytokine signaling 1b (gene socs1b). NCBI's taxonomy places the organism in Eukaryota, Metazoa, Chordata, Actinopteri, Toxotidae. The record is from RefSeq and is a predicted model, not a curated record. Gene Ontology annotation, cellular component: phosphatidylinositol 3-kinase complex. Bases 386 to 1108 code for a protein of 240 amino acids. The transcript has 4 exons. Gene Ontology annotation, biological process: phosphatidylinositol phosphate biosynthetic process. Gene Ontology annotation, molecular function: 1-phosphatidylinositol-3-kinase regulator activity.
GCAUUAUUGGAUGUCAGGUGACAGUGUCUGCAUGAGAGUCUAAGGUACCGUCAGGCUGCUUAAACGAGCGUCCCCGCCUCCUGCUCAGUUAAAGUUAAACCGAAAGUAAGAUGUCUUCUCACUGCUCUCUGCUGUGUGCACUCAACAAGGCUCUGUCACUCCGUUAUUGCACCUCAUGAACAGAUGAGCAGAUUCAGCCUCUGCACCCCUCCAGCACUUUGCAUUCAUGUGGAUAAAUCUUGAUUAAAAUCUCAAGACAUGGAGUCUCAAAGAGGACUGAGCAGCAGAUGACCAACCAGAAAGGAGUCAAGGAUGGAGGAUCUGCAGCUGAAAAGAGGAGGAACUGGUGCAACGGGCGGUCAAGAAGAGGUUUCUUCUUUGUAGGAUGGUCAGAGACAGUCUUAGUAAAUCAGUAGUACAGAACCAAAAACAGAACUGUGCAGCUGAGACGCAGAACCAAAGUCAAACCCCUGGAGAACCGGAACAAAGCCCUGAGAGAGUUGAAUCAGACAGCCAAGAGCCAACAGAGAGGCUGCCAAAUUUACUGCACUGGAACAAACUCAGCUUAGAGGAGGAACCUGAAACCUGGCACCAGCUGGUGAGUGGAGCUGACACUGAGUGCUUGCCCACACACCUCCGCCCAUUCAGCAGCCAGGCAGAGUAUGAACUGGUGAAAAAAACCUAUCAGCAGCUCCAACACAGUGGUUACUACUGGGGACCAAUGACCAUGGAAGAGGCACAUGAAAUACUCACACAUGCAUUACUGGGCACCUUCCUCAUCAGAGACAGUGGCCAGCCUGACGUUUUCUUCACUCUGAGUUACCAAAGUGAGGAUGGCCCGACUAGUGUUCGUGUCCAGCUGAACAACCUGCUCUUCAAUCUGCAUGGCAGCCAAAGAACUUUUGCGUCUCUCUUCACUCUGCUCACUUAUUACACCAGCUCAUCCUGUAAGCUGACAGUUCCCUAUCGCAGACAGCGUCCGGAGAGCCUGAAGCAGACAUGCAGGAGGGCUUUUAUCCGUACAUAUGGAGCAGAAAAUACAAGCUCAUUACCUGGACUGAGCCUUCAAGUUAAAAACUAUAUUCGUGCAUACCCGCACUGUAUAUAAAUGCACAUGUGGACAGAGUACCUGUUGCUGUAUGAAGAUACUGUUUGUAUUAUAAGUAAAAAAAAAGUUCUUUGUUUGUGUUAUUUAAAUAACACACAUUUUUUGUUAUUAUAAAUAACACAAAUGCAGCUUGAGAAUAUUUGAUCUGAAAGGGUUAUUUGCACACAUUAUCAUGGUAUGACAGAGUACACUUGGGACAUGAUAUUAUUGUUUCAAAAAAUAAUAACAGAUACUGUAGGAAAUUCAAACUUAUUUUCCAUGACACAUAUCACUUAGUAACUUCCUUAAAUAUGUCAGAUUUACUGCUGCUGGUUAAAGUUGCAUCUGUUUAUAAAGUAAUGGCUAAAACAUUAUGGAUGAAUGUAAGUCUAAUAUUCUCACUCGUUUACUCUGUUUUCUAUAAACAAGUCAACCUUGGCAACUAUUUUUUUAAUCCUGUAUUAAAUAUCUGAGUUAAUUCCCUUGUUAUCUAAAACAAAAGAGACAAAAGAGUUGUGUUUUGCUUACAAAGGUUUAAUUAUCUCGGGAUUCUCUUGAGAAAUAACAGGUCCUUUUCCCAAAAAGGACAAAUGGCUAGAGCAACAGUGUUGUUGUCUUGACAUAAGUUAUAUUAUGGAUGAAUCACCAAAUUAUGACCUAUAGUCCACAUAGUUUGUGAUCCAGCUAGUCUGCAUGCCAUACAGUAGUUAACAAUAUCAGCAGGAUCACUGAAAAAAAACACACCUUUGUGAAGUUACAGCUGUAGUCUGCUUGUUAAAUGAAGGAGCGUGAUUUGAAUGAAGAUAUUACAAGAAUGUUACAUUUAGUUUUUUGUGAACUAAUCAACCUUUUUUUUUUAACAAGAAUUUUUUUAAUCCUGAGAUUAUGGGAUUAAAAUUAUUGCUCUUGGAUUCUAUGGUUUUGGUCUCCACCAGCUCCUAAAAACAGCGUGUAGUCAUCAGAGUCAGUUUGAACAACUAUUUAAUACAGUUUCAGAGUUUGGACCCACUAGCCAUAAUUUUACGUGUUGUUCCUGUCUUUAGUAUUGCGGAACAAGUAACUAGAAAUGUGUGACUCUUUGCCAAGCUUUGUUCAUGUUGAAUAAAUUUG